Molecule: messenger RNA, 1811 nt
Organism: Oppiella nova
Lineage: Eukaryota; Metazoa; Arthropoda; Arachnida; Sarcoptiformes; Oppiidae
Source: the annotation of a GenBank genome assembly
UGUAAAUUACAAAACUUAUGCCCAAUUUGAAUAUGAUUUCCGUUAUCACAUACGCGGCUCUUAUUGGUAUCACUCAUACGCUCGCAAAACAAUUGCCGCCAAAUGUUAUUGUUUUGUUGGCCGACGACAUGGGUUGGGCGGACGUGGGCUACCACUCCGACCACAUACUGACCCCCAAUAUCGACACACUGGCCGCCGAUGGCGUAGUGCUGAACCAGUACUACACGCAUCCGGUGUCGUGUCCGAGUCGGGCGGCCCUACUCACAGGCGUACACCCCAUACACACCGGACUACAAAACUCAGUCAUCUAUAACCAGUCGCCCACUGGGCUGCCCCUACACUUCAAACUCUGGCCCCAGUAUCUCAAGCCUUAUAAUUAUGCCACACAUAUUGUCGGAAAAUGGCAUCUAGGUUUCUCACGGCGUAACUACACGCCCACCUACCGGGGCUUUGACUCUCACGUGGGCUACUGGACCUAUAAUAAGGAGUAUUACAGCGACAUGUCGUUCGACGUAUACGGGGUGUCGGGCCGCGACUUUCGGCAUAACAUGACACUCACGACCGAUGCGAACGGUGUUUAUUCGACCGACUAUUUCACCGAUAUUUGCGUCGAUAUCAUUGCCGACGACAUGGGUUGGGCGGACGUGGGCUACCACUCGGACCACAUACUGACCCCCAAUAUCGACACACUGGCCGCCGAUGGCGUAGUGCUCAACCAGUACUACACGCAUCCGGUGUCGUGUCCGAGUCGGGCGGCCCUACUCACGGGCGUACACCCCAUACACACCGGACUACAAAACUCAGUCAUCUAUAACCAGUCGCCCACUGGGCUGCCCCUACACUUCAAACUCUGGCCCCAGUAUCUCAAGCCUUAUAAUUAUGCCACACAUAUUGUCGGAAAAUGGCAUCUAGGUUUCUCACAGCGUAACUACACGCCCACCUACCGGGGCUUUGACUCGCACGUGGGCUACUGGACCUAUAAUAAGGAGUAUUACAGCGACAUGUCAUUCGACGUAUACGGGGUGUCGGGCCGCGACUUUCGGCAUAACAUGACACUCACGACCGAUGCGAACGGUGUUUAUUCGACCGACUAUUUCACCGAUAUUUGCGUCGAUAUCAUUGAUAAACACAACGCCACCUAUCAGCCACUUUUUCUAUACGUUCCCUACCAGGCCGUGCAUGUGUUCCAAAAGGCCUCCGCGUCGGCGCCCCAACACCUGAUCGACAUGUUUGACAUGUUUGACAAUAUGUCGGACGCCCGGAGAACUAUGGCCGCAAUGAUCUACUCGCUCGACGAGUCCAUCGGACGUAUAGUUGAAAGGUUGUACUCGAAGGGUAUGCUUGAGAAUAGUAUCGUAGUAUUUAUGAGCGAUAAUGGUGGUUUUCGGAAAGCCAUACGAGUGCCGGCAAUCAUAUGGAGUCCAUUACUUCGCAAAAGUGGUUACAUUUACGACAAUCUCAUCGAUGUGUCCGACAUAUUGCCUACAGUUCUGGAGGCCAUAGGCGAUAGUAAAGGACUUAAUGGUCAAUUAAAUAUAUAUGGUGUGUCCCACUGGCACUCGUUGUCGACUGGUGAGGGUCAGGUGCGCCGACAGAUUAUCCAUAACAUCGAUCCCGUAUGGAAUAUGUCGGCCAUUAGAUGGCACGACUGGAAACUGGUUAGGAGUGCCAAAUGGGUGGGCGAUAACUACGACAGCGAUCUUAAUUAUGAUCGCCAAACACAACCUAUGAACGUGACCGAUAAAAUGAUCAUGUUCAAAUCUUUAAUAAAUAGAUACCGCGAGAAUUCCACACUAUUCAAGGUAUUCUAA